Molecule: messenger RNA, 519 nt
Organism: Protopolystoma xenopodis
Lineage: Eukaryota; Metazoa; Platyhelminthes; Monogenea; Polystomatidea; Polystomatidae
Source: the annotation of a GenBank genome assembly
CAUACUGCUAGUAAUCUUCCUGCCCAUGCUGCAUCAUCUGCUCCUCCCAAUGCCAUCUCUACUACAACCGGCCAAGAAAACGAUCCAACAUAUUCGUAUUCCACUUCAGACACGCAGGUCCCCGUCUUUGAUACCUCCACAGGAGAUGAUGAGGUUGAGCUGAGCAGUGAGCAGUCCAGCACGAUCAGGCCUUCAACAACAGUCCCCUCUUCCCGUGUUUCUUUUCCUCAAUCCUCUUCAUUAGCCAAACUCCCUUUGGACAAGAGCUCCUCUGUUGAUUCAUCGAAUUCGUUAUCCUUUUCAUUGCUCCCUACUGGAAGUACUCCACACUUGAUAGAUUCUGGUCCACAAAAUCAACUUCUUCCUUCGCCUCCGACUCCACCUCUUUCUCCUUCUCUCCAGUCCAGGGCUUCCAUGCCGUCAUCACUAUCUCUCUCCAAAACUGACAGCAUUGUUAACCUGGAGACCCGAACUAACAUUGGACUGCAUCCAGUUGCUCUUUUUAUUCUGUUUAGUUGA